UGAAAGUAAUGCAAACCAGGAAAGAUUUCAGACAUUUGAGCACGAGGCUGUAUACCGUUGGAAUCAUGAAAAACUUCGACAUCUUUCCUCAGAGAGAAAUCACUGAAGCUCUCACUGUGCCACACAGAUCAUUGAAGUUGAAGCAGAAGACACCGAAGUACUGAAACAUGGCUUCUACAACACAGUCAGCUUUAGAGUACGUCAGGGGGGCCAGAACCCACCUUGUGAAAACAUUAAAGAAUCUGUCAGUGAUUCUAGAGAACUUGAAACAGCAAGGAGUGUUACGCGAUGAAGAGGUCAGCAGAAUACAAGCAGAAGGGAAUGACUAUGAUAAAAACAGAAAUCUUCUAGACUCUGUAACCAAAAAGGGGGAAGCAGCCAGCUAUGAAUUCCUCAAAAUUAUUGACAUAACGAGGAAGAGGACCCAUGGGAGGACAUCUCUUCUCCCUGAGAAACAGAUGUUUGACCUGCACCACUGGAUCAGCUGCUUCCCUUUCAAGGAAGACACACAAGUGGGAAACAACUACCUACAAGCCCCAACACCGUGCCACCGUUACCAGGCAAAGUUGAAGUCAAAAGCACAAAAAAUAUCAAAAGAGUUUUGGACGGCAAACAAAGAUCUGUUUGAAGAAAACAGCAAGCCUGAUCUGUCGUACAUGUCACUUGUAUUGGACACACAAGGAAGUGUUUCUCCCUCUAAAAUAAAGAAAUGUAAGAACAAGAAAAGCAGGAUGAGCCGUUGUAAAAAGCUAGGGACCUACAUCCCUAAGGACAAAGCAGACAGUUCUCCCAGUGACCUGCUUAAAACAGAUAAAAACAUACUCUUGGUUGGUAAGUCUGGGAUUGGAAAGACAGCACUCACUCAUGAAAUGUUAAAACUCUGGACAGAAAAAGAUGACAAGGAGCUAAACUACAUGUUUUACUUUGACAUGAGAAAAAUAUCCAACAUCAAGAGCCUGGAGGACCUUCUUUUCAAUGAGUUCAGUGAGCCAGAUGAAGGCAACGACGAGGUCUUACAGGACAUAAAGAAUAACUCUGACAAUGUUACACUCAUUUUUGAUGGAAUCACAGAUCUGUCUUUACCAGUAGUGCAGAAACUUGUAAAGAAAGAUUUGCUAAAGGACUCCAAGGUCGUUGUGACUUGCAGACCAGCUGAUGAAGACCACCUUCUGUCCGAAGACUUUCUCAGAGUGGAAGUGAAAGGCUUUAGUGAGCAGACCAUAAAAACAUUCAUAUCUAGGAUGCUACGUGAACGAAAGGAGAGGGUGUUGAGCAACUUGGAGUUGUUUACGCUUUGCCAUGUACCGAUGUACGCACUGAUGGUGGCUGCAUGCUUUACAUUUGAGACAUCAGAGGACUUUCAAAAGCCUUGCUGCAUAACUGAUAUCUACAUCAACAUUUUCCGUUUUUGCCUUGAAAGAAACAGCAACACAAAAUACAUUCAUCUAGAUGCCUUCAUCGAAAGCAAGAGUCAGGAGAUACUGUCUUUGGCUGAGGUUGCUUUUCGUGCAACUGAAGGAAAAACGGUGAACUUGACACUACGUCCCUUUAGAGACAGCUGUGUCCUCUCCUUGCUCAAACAACUUGUUAUCAAAGUCGCCCCUACUGAGAGAAUAACCACCUAUGCAUUUCUCCAUUACACAAUGCAGGAGUUUUUUGCAGCACUCUGGCUCUUGAAGAAUCCAGAUUUAAUCAGUAAUGUUUUUCAGCAGUGCCUCACUGAGGAGAAGAAACACAUGAAACAUCUGAUCCCUUACAUGUGUAGAUUGUUGACUGAGAAGAGCCCUAGUUUGAUGGAGUAUCUGAUUCCUGCUGAGGAGCUCAAGAAUACAUCAAACUGGUUCUUCAAGAAAGUGAUAUCCACAUUCCUUCCUAGCCUGUGUGGAAACGAUGAUCCUGAUACUGAGGACAGUGGGCGCAUACUGUUCCUAUGCCAGUGCUUGUAUGAGUCCCAGUGUCCUGAAGCAUGCAUCGACCUUCUGGAACAACUGGACUUCCAUCUUGAUCUCAGUGAAGAGAGUCUCGAUCCUUACCCCUGCUGUGCUGUGGCCUAUGUGAUCACUCAGUCUAAGGAGAGGAAAAUAUGGCUGAACCUUGAGGACGUCACGAUGUCACAACAAGGAAUGAGACCACUAUUAGGAUGCCUUCCAAAUGUCCAAUGGUGUGAUUCUCUGCCACUGCAGCUGUGGGAGAUCUUCCUUCUCAGCGAAGGGGAGAUGGACUACAUCACCUUGCUUGGCCUUGAUGGAAAUCAGUUGCACCUUCCAGUGGAGGGGGGCAGAAAGCUGUUUGAAAGAGCAGUGACAGUCCUGCAGAAGAUAAGUAAGAAGGUUAAAAUCUGCCUCCACUGGGAGAGGGAGAAGCCUGACUGCCACAGUCUGUGUGAGACUCUGCUAGAGGCUCUGCCAUACGUCAGCUCACUCAGCUUCAGGAGGACCUACAGAGGUCCAGGAUUACAGGACCAGGAGCGAUGCUAUGAGACACUGAAGAGACAAGAAAAGCAGCUGUUUCUGGAUUUAUGUCUGAGAGCAGCCAAUCACAUUCAAGGAGAAAGCGUUCACAAUGAAGUGAACGACCUCAUCUCUCUGUUUUCUUUUAACACUGAUGUGCAUAACAUCCUUCUGGAUUUUUAUCAACAUGUCAAAACUCAAGAGAGUUCAGUUGUCAUUGAAAAACUGAAGCCAUUUUUCCAGUCAGCUCCUGCAGUCUGGAUCAUAGACCUCUCAGAGAGAAAGAGCUCCAUCCUGCUGGAAGUGCUGAGACUCCAACCAGAGAAGAAACAAGUGGAGCUGAGAGGCUGCUCAGAGGAAGAGAGUGAAGUGAGGACUUUGCUGCAGUGUCUGCCUCAUAUCUCACAGCUCAGUUUUGUGCCUCAGUUAUCAGAACCUUCAGGUGAACUCCGGUUCUUUGGGACUCUGUUCUGUGCAGCAGCAGAGAGAGAGCAGCAGACAGGAGAGAAGCUACUGCAGCUGCUGUUAUCAGUGUGCACAUAUCAAACAACAGCUUUAACCGACAUUGUUUCUUAUUAUUUUAAGAGAGACCCUCAGUGUGAUUUCCUGCUGGAUCUGUACUCCCACCUGAAGGACUGUGAGACUAAAUCAGGUCUGAGUGUCCUUCCAUCAUUACAGUCAGUUCUCCAGUCAGCUCCUGAAGUCUGGAUCAUAGACCUCUCAAAGAGAAAGAGCUCCAUCCUGCUGGAAGUGCUGAGACUCCAACCAGAGAAGAAACAAGUGGAGCUGAGAGGCUGCUCAGAGGAAGAGAGUGAAGUGAGGACUUUGCUGCAGUGUCUGCCUCAUAUCUCACAGAUCAGUUUCUGUUUUGAUUUCUCACGUGGAGUCAAGUUCUUUGGGACUCUGUUCUGUGCAGCAGCAGAGAGAGAGCAGCAGACAGGAGAGAAGACACUGCAGCUGUUAUCAUCAGUGUGCACAUAUCCAUCAUUCCCUCUUACUCACAUAGAUGAUGAAGAUGAUGAAGAAUUUCAGUGUGAUUUCCUGCUGGAUCUGGCCUCCCACCUGAAGGACUAUGAGACUAAAUCAGGUCUGAGUGUCCUUCCAUCAUUACAGUCAGUUCUCCAGUCAGCUCCUGCAGUCUGGAUCAUAGACCUCUCAAAGAGAAAGAGCUCCAUCCUGCUGGAAGUGCUGAGACUCCAACCAGAGAAGAAACAAGUGAAGCUGAUAGACUGCUCAGAGGAAGAGAGUGAAGUGAGGACUUUGCUGCAGUGUCUGCCUCAUAUCUCACAGCUCAGCUGUGGUCCAGAGUUCUUCCAGAGAGUGUGUGCGUUCAUCUCUGUCAGAUCCAGAGAGGAGACUGAGCAGUCGGCCGCUCUCCUAAGAAUGCCAGGGAUCACCCUGCUGCUAUCAGGAGAGUUACUCAGGGAAACCUGCCUGUCUGUGGGGAGAGUUCUCCAGCUGUGUGGCGCUAAUGUGGAUCUCAUCCUCAAACCCAGAAAGAUGUCUGAUAAGGAAGCCUUUGCUCUCUUCAGACGAACAACGCAACUACACAGUCUCAAGCUUUCUAACGACAUGGCCUUGCUGCUGGGUGGCUGGGUGAGGAGAUGGGGAGUGGGCUGUCAGGUGACUGUUGAAGAGCUUUCUCUCUGCCCUCAGACCGCCCAACCAUCACACAGAGUGUUGUUGAAGGUUGUCAGUAGCUUGGCUUCCCUGCUGAGAUACUGGGCAGUGAGACAGUUGGACCUGACUGAGGUCUGUGUUCCUGCUCUGGGUCUCACACCACUGCUGCUCCACGAUGGCCCUCUCAACAUCAAACUGAGUGAGAAGAAUGUCCAGCAGCUACUCUCCCUGCUCCAUGAACUCCAGGACCAGGACUUGACCUGGUCCUUCUUGAGUAAGUUUGGAGGAGACCUGACCUCCUUCUCUCUGAACUGGGAGCUUCUCCACCUUCUACUGCAGCAUCCAUCAGCUCAGACCCUCACUGUGAACAUGAGGAAGAACCUUUUCUUACAGGAGAACAUCACACGUCUGCUUCCCUACCUGGACAGGAUUGUGUUUAAAAGGCCCUCUCCCAGCUUUGUGUUGACUGCUAUCAGGGAGAUUUACAAAGCUCGAGCCAGUUUCAUUAUACCCAGUUUACUGAGGUCCUUGGGUCAUGUGAUCAACCUGACCUGCAGAGAGAUGUCACCAAUGGACUGUGUCGCUCUGCUCUACACCCUCGCACACAGUGAUGGAGUCAAACUGAACCUCCUGUGGACCUCCAUACCACCAUGGAAAAUAGAGUCCAUCCUCUUGAACCUGGACAAAGUUUCUCAACUCAGUGUUGACAGGAACCUGCUGCUGAGGUUGGUUCACGGCUGCACUGCCUCUGGUGCCCAGCAGGGGGCCGCAGAGUCUCUGCUCAGGACUGUGCAGCACAGGCUGGAUCUGUCCUGCUCCUCCUGUGUGGAGCUGCCAGAGGAAGAUCAGAGUGACACUCUCCGUCUAACGGCUGAAGACUGCAGGGCCGUCUCCACCAUCCUGAGACGCAGCAGACGGGACACACAGCUCAUCCUGCAGGAAUGUGAGUUUCAGGACAGCGGAUUAGACCUGCUGUUUCCUGUCUUACACAAAGUUCAACUCAGAGCCAGUAAAGCUGUCCUCCUGCAGCUGGUGUCCCUGGUUCCUGUGAACAGUGAGUGGGACACAGUGGGACGGGCAGUGUCCCUCUGCAAAGCCCUGGAGGGAGAGCUGGACCUCAGCCACAGCUCACUGGAUCAGAGGGCCUGUGCAGCCUUGGCCCUGAUUCUGGACUCCUCUGAAGAGCUGACAGAGCUGGACCUCAGUCACUGUCAGCUCACUGACCAGCUGCUGCUCACACUCAGCGCGCAGCUGCACAAAGUACAAGUCCUCGAUCUGAGCCACAACAACAUCACUGAUGCUUCGACUGACCUCUUACUCCAACUGGUCUCCAUCAACCCCUCCAUUCACACUGUGCGGGUUCCGUCUGCUCCGUUUCCUGUCCGGCCGACACCGGUUCCUGUACCACCGGGGGUCCGCCAUCUCCAGCUCCCAGUGCUCCCGAUCCCUGUGCUCCUGCUCCGGCGAUCCAGCUGACCCCGGAGGGGCCCCAUCGCGGCCUACGCCGUCUCCCUGCCCGUCCUCCGGAGCUGUCCCGGUACUGCCUUCCUGCCCGUCCUCUGGAGCUGUCCCGUCGCCACCUUCUUGCCCGCCUUCGAGCCCGGCCCCCUGACUUUCCCCAGCCGAUGCCUUCGCCCUCGAGCCCGGCCCCCUGAAUUUCCCAGCCGCUGCCUUCACCCUCGAGUCCGGCCCCCUAAUUUACCCCGACGAGGCCUUCACCCCUGUCUUCGGCCCCCUGAGUUUCCCCGCCGCGGACUUCCCUGCUCUGUUGCUGUUCCCCCGGGCCGUCCGCACGAGUCCCCCUUCUUGGCCUCUACCUUGCCCCUGGGCCCCCUUUCUCGGCUUCUGCUUUGCCCGGGAUGUCCGUCCGAGUCCCUCCUCCGGUCCCCCUCCACCCACCCUGUUGGAUGUUUUGGACUUUGUUUUUUUUUAGGG
Gymnodraco acuticeps is the source of this 6005-nucleotide messenger RNA. RefSeq lists its product as uncharacterized. Gene Ontology annotation, biological process: regulation of apoptotic process. The record is from RefSeq and is a predicted model, not a curated record. Gene Ontology annotation, molecular function: protein binding; ATP hydrolysis activity. Lineage: Eukaryota; Metazoa; Chordata; Actinopteri; Perciformes; Bathydraconidae. The transcript is spliced from 15 exons. Bases 168 to 5546 code for a protein of 1792 amino acids.